AUGUCCCAAAGCACUGCGUACUUCCGCCCCGCAGCCCAAGCGCAAGGACUUGCCAAUUACCCUCACGCACGAACCAUAACAUCCCCCAACGGCAAAGGAUCAUACAUCUAUGUUUCAGGGACUUCAUCCCGCCGAGGGGAUGGGACAUUCGUUGGAGCUACACGCUCAGAAGAUGGGACAAUCACCUUCGACAUUCGACAGCAGACUGCUGCCGUGUUAUCCAACAUCGACGCCAUCAUUCAAGGUGCUUCCGAGGGGAAAGCGAGUAUUCGCGAUGUGGUCGAUGCAACAGUUUUUUUGACCAAUAUGAAGGACGACUAUAAGGACAUGAAUGAAGAGUGGAAUUACAUUUGGCCAGAUCGGAAUACUGCGCCGGCGCGAACGACUGUGGAAGUGCGGGCUUUGCCGCGGGAGGAAAUUCUGGUGGAGAUUAAAUGUACUGUGUACUAUGUAUGA
Penicillium daleae is the source of this 456-nucleotide messenger RNA. RefSeq names its product RidA family protein. Bases 1 to 456 code for a protein of 151 amino acids. Gene Ontology annotation, molecular function: deaminase activity. Lineage: Eukaryota; Fungi; Ascomycota; Eurotiomycetes; Eurotiales; Aspergillaceae. Gene Ontology annotation, cellular component: mitochondrion; cytosol. The record is from RefSeq and is a predicted model, not a curated record. The transcript has a single exon.